GGCCUCGGAAGCAGCGCUGCCUGCCUCGGUCGCGGGGGCCUUGGGCACCAUUGCUGCGAGUUGGGAAGUGCGCACACAGGUGAUUGUGUUGGAUCUUAUGCUGGAGUUCUGUUACAUUGAACUUAUGAUCUUCCUGUAAUUUCAUGGCAAAAGAUUGGUAACCUAAAUAAAGAACUGAUCUUGCAUCACAAUCAAAUGAGCACAGAAUUUUGACACUGAAAAAUAGCCUUCCAGAAUGGAUCACACAUCUUUCGUAAAUAGCAAAGAAGCAAGAAAAACAGAAAACCUGUGAAAGAAGUAUUUUUCCAUAAUUGUACUCCCAGAGUCUACAACCAACUUGCCAACUAAGAGUUUGCCAAAUACAUUGACAUUAACACCGAUCAAUGUGAAUGUUGCACCCCAAAUGAUUAUAAGCACACCACAAAGACUGACCAAUUCAGGGAGUGUUCUGAUUGGGAACCCAUAUACCACAGCGCCAGCCAUGGUCACGCAGACACACAUAACAGAAGCCACUGGCUGGAUUCCAGGGGACAGAAAACGAACUCGAGACUUCAUGGAAUCAGAUUUUUCAGAUAGUAAAAAAAGCAAAAAAGGAGAUAAAAAUGGAAAAGGUCUGAGGCAUUUUUCAAUGAAAGUAUGUGAAAAGGUCCAACGUAAAGGGACAACAUCUUAUAAUGAAGUUGCAGAUGAGCUCGUAUCAGAGUUUACAAAUUCUAAUAGCCACUUGGCUGCAGAUUCGCAGGCUUAUGAUCAGAAGAAUAUUAGACGGAGAGUUUAUGAUGCCCUCAAUGUUUUGAUGGCAAUGAACAUUAUUUCAAAGGAGAAAAAAGAAAUCAAAUGGAUAGGUCUUCCUACAAACUCAGCUCAAGAAUGUCAAAAUCUAGAGAUAGAGAAGCAACGACGUAUAGAACGAAUAAAACAGAAGAGAGCUCAGCUGCAAGAACUUCUACUGCAGCAAAUUGCUUUCAAAAAUUUGGUACAAAGAAAUCAACAAAGUGAGCAUCAGACGCAGGGACUCCCACUUGUUAAUUCUACAAUACAACUGCCUUUUCUAGUAAUAAACACAAGCAAAAAAACAAUUAUAGAUUGCAGCAUCUCUUCUGACAAAUUUGAAUAUCUUUUUAAUUUUAAUACUACUUUUGAAAUCCAUGAGGACACUGAAGUAUUGAAGCGUAUGGGAAUGUCUCUUGGCCUAGAGGCAGGCAAAUGCUCACCAGAAGACCUAAGAACUGCUAAAUCACUAGUGCCUAAAGCGUUAGAAAGCUAUGUUACAGAUAUGUCUUCAGGAGUUUGUUGGGUGAACCAGGAGUUAGUUUUAAAUUCAGCUCAAGCAGCUUCUACUUUAGGCAAAGCUGGUGACACUGCUAUUUUUAAAUCAAGUGGAAAUCCAGAACUAUGUCUGGAUGCUGAAGUGGCCUUAGCAACAGGACAACUACUGGCCCCCAGCAGUCAGCAGUCCAGCAGUGCAACAUCAUACUACUCAGAGUCACGUGGUGAAACCCCCUGCUCAUUCAAUGAUGAGGAUGAGGAUGAAAAUGAUUCGUCUUCACCAGAAUAGAGACACACCAGCCAUAUGAAAUGCUGCUUUUGAGCACUAUUUGCAUGAGCUUACGUUCUUUAUGUAGCGUUCUUCCACAUUUUGCCUCUUUGUCCUAUGUGUUUUAUUAAUGUUUGGAAAAGAUUCAUCCAAUGUCAGAUUGAAAGCUGCUUAUAAUAAGUACAGGCAUUGUACUUUUACAGAGCAAGGAAAGAGUGUGAUUUCAGUACUUGAACCUAUGGACGUAGUAUUGAAUGUGAAGGGCCUCCCAACGGGAAAAUGGGCUUUUUGGAGUGACACUAGUAAAUGUCAUUGGUACCUGCAUCCAGUCUACAGGAGCAAUAUGACUCUUCUUUCCUUCCCUUUUCCCUAUACCUGCUCAGCAGUUUGAGGCGCAAUCUUUAGCCCUUGUGCAUGGGUUACUCCUCAAAUUGCAUGGAGCAUCAGCAAAUAUGUGUCUGUAGUUAUGUGUUCUAGUUCCCACUGGAAAAUUGCCGGUUGAUGAGGGAGCUGCAAGGGGGCUUGGCCAGUUGAAUGCAUUGGGGCCUCCCAUAGGAGCCAAAUCUUCAGUCCUUCCUGGAUCUAGAGUGGCUACCUGACUCCCAUUAAAGGAAGUAAUAGAUAAUAAAGAUAACAGGCUUUGAUAGGCACAUGGUCAUUGUGCAACUGUACACCUGCCCUAGUGGGCCCAAAUGCAGAGCAGUUGGAUUAGCACAUAGUGCCUUUUUUUUUAAAGAGCAAAGGACUAGAACACCUACCAAAAAGGUCUGGCAGAGCAAAAAUACAGUACAGAGUGGGGAAACCUGCACCAUUCUGCUUCCUGUAUCAUGGGAUAAUGCUUCCUUGGUUGCUUUCUUUUGUCCCAUUCAUCACGUAAGAUGCUCACUCUUAAGGCAAUUUUCUGUUCAUUUUUCUACAGAUUAUAUUUAAAGCCACCAUGUCUAAUAAGAUUAUGGUAGAGAGGCUAUUGAUGUAUGUUUUGUACUAAUCCAUUUUCUAUGUACAGAAGUAGUAAUACAGAUGCCUGCAGGCAAAUAUGUUUUGAACUUGAACACUUCUACUUUAAGUUACUACACAUUUAGCAUUAGUAUUUCAGCAGGUUACUAUUUUCUCCCUCUAUUAUCCAUUAUUAAGCAGUAUUUCCUGCAUCUGUUCAUUUUUUUUAAAGCCAGAAAUGAAAUUAUAUUGAAAGAUUUUUUUUAAAAAAAUGGUAAAGGGAGUUUCAGUUGUAACAAAGUAUAAUCUUUCUUCCCAUGUAGUCUUACAUUUUUAUCAAACCUUGGCAGUUUUAGAUGACAGAUAGGGAAGUAUAUUCCAUUGCUCACAAUGAUGAAUAUCAUAACCUAAGGACAUUUUGUAGUUAUAUGAAGCAGUUUCAGCUAAAGUUGGUGUGCUUUAGUUAUGGGUAAAUAAAAGGGAUUUUUUUAAGCUUGGGACUGAAUGUACUAUUUCCAUCACAGAAAUAUUUUUUCAACUUUAUUUUAGUCUUUGAGGUACAUUGCUACCAGGAGAUGCCUGUUCCAAUGUUUAAAAUUGCUUUCUGUGUGAGAUUUGGCAAAUUAUUAGGCAAACUUCCAUAUAUCUCAAACGCAGAAUUUUACCAAGCUCCAUAUAUAGAACAGAGCUUUAAUUGAACAGGCUGAACUGUAUCAAAAUACUGGCCAAAUGAGGAGGAAGGUGCUCAGCCCCUUAAUUCAAAGCAUGAAAAUAUAGUUACUUUCUCUCUGCUCUUUAACUUUUUUUUUUUAAUCCAGUGUAACUGAAGGAAAAACUGCAUUAUGGUUAGGAGAUGCAUAUGUCUUUUUAUGUGAGUCUGCCCAUUCAUGCAUACAGUGAGGGUUUGAGGGUUCACUUUAAAGGGCUAUAGCUCCCCUCUUCAGCCAUUUAUGUCUGUGUGACUUAUCCUUCCAGGGGCUUUUUCCUCAGCUGUCUUUUAAUACCUGAUAUAAGUUCGCCUGAUCAGGAAGAUAUGAGGGCAGGGAAAGAGCCUGUAAGACCCCACCAGCACAAUUAUUUGGCCUUGAAAUCAUAUUCCCACUCCCCUCUUUUUACAAAAAUAUACAGCCUCAUGUUUAAAGCUGUAGGUCUCACUUUGUCGUUUGGACCUUAUAGCAAGCAAAAAAUAAUAAAUCAACACUAUUAUUACAUGAAAUAUAGAAUAAAAGGCAGGACUUUUAGGGGGAAAUGUGGGAAAUGAUACUCAUUCGUGUUGCAUUUACUCCAAACAAGUAUUCGCUUCUUGUGUAUGACACAGCUGUUCUACAUGUGCCCAUACCUAAUCCUAGUGCAUUCAGAAAACAACAGCAUAUUCACUGCUUUGCCUUCUUCACUCAAACUUGUGAAAUAUCAGGCUAUCUGCAAGUGAUCAAAAGUUCUAUGUUGAUUUGUGGAGCAGAUCUGCAGACCUGUUUUCAUAUGUGCAGCUCUUGUAUGCACAAGUGGGCAAAACUAUGGUGCCAUAUAGAUGGUGGGUCAGUCCUUUCUAGACUAGCUGUGUGCAUCUUAAUACAGGCUGAAUGUCUAUAUCACAGUAUUGUAUGUGAUUUGGUUUUACACAGUACCUGAACUCAAGUAGGAUGGGCAGCAGGGGCAUUCAGUCCAUUCUCCCACGCUUCAAAACACAGGUGAUAUUCCUCAGGAAUUUCAGAAUCCUGUAAUUAUGUGGUAUAAAAAAAUAACCAGAACUAAUUCUCUUAAAUACACUUUUAAAAUCUAGAGUAUAUCCAAGAACAAGUCUCUGGAUGUUGGUAUGGAUCUUGUUUUCUAAUGCAUUCAAGUUGCAAAUGAGAUUUCCAAGUUGCAACACACACGCACCCAAAAAAUUAAACUCCUACCCCCUGCAUUUUUGUGAGUAUUCUGGAUCUAGGUCUGAAGAAGUACAUAUGACCAGUAAUCAACAUAAUUGCCCCUGUUCAAUUUUAGAUUUUUUAAAAUAUAUUUGAUAUAUUUUAAUGCAGGAGCUUUUGAAAUAAAAGGUUACAUGAAUCUACUGACCCUGCCAGUUGUGUGUUUCAAGAGGAAACAUUUUCUGUAUGUAUGAGUCCAGGAAAUUCAAAUUAUGCCCCAGGAAAAGUUGAAUUCCAUGAUAAUUUCUCUUCACUGUGUUAUUUUGUAAUGAUUUACUGUUCUGUAUAAUUUAUUUUCGUUUCGUUAGGAGGGGCACAACAUUAGGUAGGGCAUUAAAGCCCCACCUCCACCAUUGGAACUUUGAUUCAGCAAACUUUCCUAAGACUUCAGCAGGCAUUUAUCCGCCUUGAGUCCCAGCACUGGGGAAAAGGUGGAAUAAUAAUAAUAAAAGUAAUAAUAAUCAUCCAUAUACUUUUAAGUAUAUCUACAUAACAAUAAGGGCUGGAAACUUGCUGUUUAGAAUUGUGAACCUCAUACCACAUUCUGAGCUUUUCUCCAUUUUACUGAAUUUGCAGUAUAUAGCCAGUAUAUUCUGGCUAUAUUUAGUAAUCAGACUCAAGAGGAAACUUUGGACCAAUAGGGCUCAGUCCAGUUCUUUUGCAGCUGUAAUAUUUCACAGAGCAUAACAGAACCCUGUUCUCUCCCUUGGUUUGUACACAUAGGCAGCCAUACACAGGGAAUGGGAGACUGGCAUUCUUUCACCAAGCAGAGUAGGAAGGGAUGGGCAGUAAUAUGAGAGGAGCGCACAGACAUCCUUUUCCUUGUAACGUUAUGCCUUAUAGGAAUCCUUCCACAUGUAAGUGCUGCACUCACAGUAGGACUGGAUUGAGCUCUUUCAUUUCGUCAGAGGAAACUUGCAAUCCUGACUGGAAAAGAGACAAAAUGUACCUUAGCCAAAGAAACUGCCCAUAUGGCAUCAAUACUAUAGAAGACCUUGGUCAUUAUUUUCAGAUAUGUUCUUUUUGUACUCCAGCAUUUGGGGAAGGGGGAAUGAAGUUUGGUGGAAAAGUUUGAACAUUUUGUAAAAUAAAUAUGGGACAAUCAAAAUAAUAUAUAUGUUCACAAACUAUUGUAGAAUUUUGCUGUGGGCAUAGAAAGUAAGAGCAAAUUUGAAAGGCUCUUAAUAAUGUUUUUAAACGAGCCAUUACUGGGUGUAAUAUUUGUAUUUUUUGUUUAUGAAAAAAUGUAGAUUGCUUCUUACUUUUAUAAGAAAAAAAUGCCUUAAUUCAAUCUUACCACCAGUAAUUUUCAUCAUACAAACACACUACUGUCACUAACAGAAGUGAUGCUAAAAACAUAACACAUGAAUUAAGCCUCAAUGUAACAUUGGGAAAGAUUAUUUCUAUCAGUUCUGUAAACUGCACAGUUAAAUACAAUGGUAGUAGGCUGUUGUGUGCAUUUCAACAACAUUGCCAGAAGAGUAUGAGUUGCUUUUUCUAAUAAAUUGCAACCAUUUUGUGUCAUCCCUCCCCCGAUGUUCAUUUUUUAUAUAAAGUGUCCUAUUUUCCUACCAGAAUCUCUGGUGUAAAAGCAUUCUUGUCUUUACCAAAAUGUUGACAGUGGUGUUUCUCCAAAUUAAAUAUCUAAAGGCCUAUUUAAAGGUUGCUCCACACACACACACUCUGUGGAACUGUAGCAGCAUGGAAACAUGUCACAUGAUGCAAUGUUCCAUGUGGCCAGCUUCUAUACACUUGGAGCAGCUACCACACACAUGAUACUUCAACCUGUAAACCCAGCCCAGCACACUGUGACAAGUUUAGUCUAGUUCAUAAAUGAACUUGCAGAAGAUUUAAUGUUUCAUGGACUACCAGAUACUUUAAAAUUCUGUUUUAUUGCUAAGCUUUUGUAGAGAAACUGCUGGAUUUUUGUUUUAUGUUUGCUUUAUGAAUAAUUUUUAUUUACUACCAGAUAAUAUUUACAGUUUGUGUGGCUAGUUAAAAGUCUGAAAAAUGUAGUAUUGUUUGUGUCUUAAGAGAGCAAAGAAACACAUAUAGUUUUACUGUGAGACCGUUGCUAUUAGAAAUAUGUGUCAGCUCCAAAAGGAAAAAGUUGAUUUGUAGUAUCACACACUUUAUAAAUAAAUACCCAUUAUUUUUUUAUGGAAAUUUUAUAUAAGAAUCUAUUUCGGUAUAUUUCAAGUGAUCCUGUAUUUUAUUAAAAUGCUGCAAGUGAGGAUUGUGCACAACAGGGCAAGUAUUUGCAUCUGAUUGAAAUGAAAAGCAUGCAUAUUCUGAAGAAAAAUAAUAUCCAGCUGUUUGUGACCUGAGAAGUAAAACUAAACUGUAGAACAGAAUAAAAUAAUUUAAAGACAA
Messenger RNA from Elgaria multicarinata webbii, 6756 nucleotides. RefSeq names its product transcription factor Dp-2 (gene TFDP2). Gene Ontology annotation, cellular component: nucleus; transcription regulator complex. Gene Ontology annotation, biological process: regulation of transcription by RNA polymerase II; regulation of cell cycle. The transcript is spliced from 12 exons. The record is from RefSeq and is a predicted model, not a curated record. Bases 404 to 1558 code for a protein of 384 amino acids. NCBI's taxonomy places the organism in Eukaryota, Metazoa, Chordata, Lepidosauria, Squamata, Anguidae. Gene Ontology annotation, molecular function: RNA polymerase II transcription regulatory region sequence-specific DNA binding; DNA-binding transcription factor activity, RNA polymerase II-specific.